UAAAGACCGAGCCGAGCUAACGUUAGCCGAAACAUUUCUAGGUUACUGAGGGAGCAGCUCGACUGGAGGGGAAAGACAAGGACAUGGGAAGGAAAUGUUAGAGUUUAUGUCACUUUUGAGCGAUUUCGAGUCGGUGCCGGCUGGUUUAGCGGUUGUUCUUUGAUAGACUCGGUCAAUGGACAGCGUUUCUGCGGUUUUUGACUCCAUGCUGAGCGGCUAGCGACGAUAACGGGACUCGGCGGAGCUCUUGGUUGGAGGAUUCCCUCUAUGCUCGUUCCUCUCCCUCUCUCUUCCAUGUUGCCGUGUUUGCGGAGAGCCCUGCGGCCCACGCUGCUCCGGGCGCUCAGGCCACCGCUGUGCGCAACCCCAGGCCACAGCGCCAGUUUGGGCACACAUGCACGCAAAGAGCCUGUGGAGCCCCUGAGCUCGCCACAGGGGGCUCGCGACUUCAUCUAUGGCCUGAUCCCCUCUGAGCGCUCAUGCCUGUUGCGCGAACUGCACCGCUUCGAGUCCAUAGCCAUUGCUCAAGAGCAGCUGGAAAUGGCUCCUCCAACUGCAGCUCAGCUGAGAUAUGUGCUGCUCCACAAUGCUAUCCCCUUCAUUGGCUUCGGCUUCCUGGACAAUGCCAUCAUGAUUGUUGCAGGAACACAGAUCGAGCUGUCCAUAGGAGUGAUCUUCGGCAUCUCAACCAUGGCAGCUGCUGCUCUCGGUAACCUGGUAUCGGACUUGGCUGGACUUGGUCUUGCAGGUUAUGUGGAAGCUCUGGCCUGCAGGCUUGGAAUGCAGAUUCCAGACUUGAGUCCCAAACAAGCUGAUAUGUGGCAAACCAGAGUCAGCUCUCAUACCGGCAAGGCCAUUGGAGUAAGCAUCGGCUGCAUCCUGGGCAUGUUUCCCCUCCUCUUCUUCAAAGACGACGAUGAGAAGAAAGCAGAGGAAGGGGAGGAGCAGACAUCUCCUUCUGCUGCCACCUCCAAAAGCGCAUGAUGAGAAGGAGAAGCGCCCCAGAGGGGCCUCCCUGACAGACUGUUCCUCCUGUAAAAUAAAGAACCUGUGGUCGGACCGCUCUUCAAGCUGUCCAUCACAGCAUCAUUUCAGCCUGUUGCAGCAGGUGCUCCAUCCUGAACUAACACCAUGCGCAUUUCUUCGACGACGUUGUUGUGUUGAAACUUUUAAGUACUGGCAUCAAAGGUUUGAGACAGCACAUAGUUCCAGACGAAUGAGAGAUUGAGCAUCCUUCAACCAUUCCGGCUGCCUCUUUCAUUCUACAAUAUGGCUGUAGUUUUGUUUUGUUUUUCAUAGGAAUUGUGAUCUCAGCUGUCAGGAUGUACAGCCCUGGUCUCAUCAGGAGCGAUUGAAGGCCACUCUGACAGUCCAGUGGUGCAGAACAGAAAUAGGGUCAGUUCCUUUUCACUUCAGAGCACUGCGGAUUGAGUCAAAACUGCUAACAUGACUGACGGUGAAUGAAGGCUAGUGGGAAAUAUUUUGCAUGAACUUGUUUGCGUAAUGCUAGCAAGUAGUAGAUUUUAUUUAUUUAAUUUCACUUUUGGGUGUGCAGAUUUCUCAAAAGUGUGCAGAGAAGGAUUUGUGAUUGAAGGGCUUGAAUUACUAGCAGCGUUUGAUUGAAUAUAGAUAUUAGUUCAGGCUGUCCAAGUGACAAAUUUAAAAGGGGUCUCCAGCCUGAAACUAGCAUUUAAUAUGUUAUUUGUCAUGUUAUCUAUAAUUUUGUAGCAUUGCAUCCGUCAGCCUCGUCGGUUGGGCAGAAUUUACAAUUUUGUAUUCGGUUUGUGUUUUGUCCAUCGGCGUUCUUUCUCUCACUACAAUACCCAGCAUGCUUAUGCAAAUAUCAUAGUACCAUUUGGAAACCCAGGCACACUGAUAAAGAAAUUCGCUGAUAUACCACUGAAAAAGUAAUAAACAUAAUGAUAAUAAUAAAUAUAAACAUGAUUUUUUUACUUCCUACCAGUAGCGUUAGCUAUCUGGCUUCUUUCUGCCCACCAUCAAGUUUCCCCUAAAAAGGGCUUCUUCCACCAUCAAGAGGCAUCAUCAGAAGAGGUUUUUACUAGUCUUUAAACCUGAAAUUCUCACUUUCAAGACUAUUGGCACCGCUGGCAAGGCAAGCCGGCAUCUUUGCAAUAUAUGUAGCAAUGGUCACAUUUUUCAUUUGGCUGGAGUGCCCCUUUAAUUCACUUGGAAUAUUUUGAUAGAACUGUACAGUAUGGGUAAUCUGAACUGGGAGUUACUGCUCCUUUCCUGAUUUCAAUAGAUUGAAAUGGAGUUGACUUCAGGCUCAAUUCUUAGUAUAAGUUGUUCAACGCCAUUAAAUUGACAGCAUAAAAUAGCAAGUUCAAACUAGAGAUUGUGUCAUGUGUAGAAGUGGCCUCUUAUUUUGAUGGGUCUGCAGCUGCACUGGAAUCUGAUACUGCCAAUGGAAUAAACUGUUUUAUCAUCAUCUUACACUAGAAAUCAGAACGCUAGAGAUCAGCACAUCUCCCCUUAAUAGUGACUAUGUGAAUUGGAACUCUUUGAAGUGAAGGACUUUGGAGAACCUUUAAUUUGUAUUUUGUGUUGUUUCUUUGAACACAUUUCUCUCUCAACGUAAGCGAUGAUUGAAAAUACAAGGUAACCCCACCCUACCACCAGUGGGCAGUACUGAGACAGAACUGAAACAGGAGGACAUCUGAAAUGCAUGAAGAAUCUGAGCAGACUUCCCUGGUGAAUACUUAUGUUCAAAUAUUGUCCUAUUUAGUCUGAUAGAGCUUUAAUCAUGCAUCAACGGAAAUGUUUGAACACUUCCAACGCACAAAAACAUUCACAUACAUAUACAUGCACGCUACGUUCACUACACAUACCUCAGCCAUGUUACUGUGUUAUGUGCCUUAAUGCAGGGGUGGCCAACAGGGGCCGUAUGAAGGAAAAGUGUUUUAGGAGUCCACUGGCUCCCUUGGCCAACCCUGGCUUAACUCACACUGUAAACACAAAAUAUACACUGCUAAUGGGAACCUGACCCGGCAAAUAUCUGUUCAAUUACAGGCAAACUGUAUAUUCAUCUCUUAACACUGCAGAAUGUUUGCACACAUAGUGUAAAAGGCUUUUUUGUUUGUUAAUUAGCUUUGUGUCAUUUAUGAAGUGUUCAUACUUUAAGUGUUUUGAACGUAACAGGAUCAAGAUGUCUGGACAUGGAGUGUCCUGUAGCUCGGCCAACGCCUCCGAAUUUCCGAUAUGAUAUUCUAGGCCACCGUAACCAUGGAAACGCUCUGCUUCCAUCUCUUCAUUAGAGAGCUUCCUGCUGAGCCUGGCACAUACACUGACAGCAAAAUGUGAACCAGGGUUACAGGAUCUAAUUGACCUCGUCGCGUUGAGAGAAAAGAAGUAAGCACAAGCACUUACAUAAGCAGACCAACGAAAACUGGCAUGACGAAAUCACUUUUUGUGUGUGUAUGUAGAUUUUUCAUUGUGAAGUCGAGGUUGAAUGAAACCGUUUAAAAAAUGUUUCGACCUGUAUUAUACAUCGACUUACAUACCACUUCAUUAAAUAUACCUCCUUGUAUCUACACUCUUCAUCCAUGUUAUCAGGUCUGUUUACCAUACAGGUGCACUUUGUAGUUCUACAGUUACAGACUGUAGUCCAUCUGUUUCUCUGCAUACUUUGUAAGCCCCCUUUUACCCUGGUUUUCAAUGGUCAGGACCCCCCACAAACGCUGACACGAUAGCUCUGUUACUGCUCAGUUUGUGUUGGUCAUUCUCUGGUGGACAGUUCUCAGUCCAGCAGUGACACUGAGGUGUUUAAAAACUCCAGCAGCACUGCUCUG
Colossoma macropomum (tambaqui) is the source of this 3809-nucleotide messenger RNA. Its product is annotated as transmembrane protein 65-like. Gene Ontology annotation, cellular component: mitochondrion. Gene Ontology annotation, biological process: regulation of cardiac conduction; cardiac ventricle development. Lineage: Eukaryota; Metazoa; Chordata; Actinopteri; Characiformes; Serrasalmidae. The record is from RefSeq and is a predicted model, not a curated record. Bases 268 to 984 code for a protein of 238 amino acids. The transcript is spliced from 8 exons.